Messenger RNA from Leopardus geoffroyi (Geoffroy's cat), 5488 nucleotides. RefSeq names its product protocadherin alpha-C2. Gene Ontology annotation, cellular component: plasma membrane. The transcript has 2 exons. Bases 1851 to 4334 code for a protein of 827 amino acids. Lineage: Eukaryota; Metazoa; Chordata; Mammalia; Carnivora; Felidae. The record is from RefSeq and is a predicted model, not a curated record. Gene Ontology annotation, biological process: homophilic cell-cell adhesion. Gene Ontology annotation, molecular function: calcium ion binding.
UUGCAUGAGCUGUCUGUUUUUCCAACAUCAUUUGUUGAAGAGACUGUAUUUUUUCCAUUGCAUAUUCUUGCUUCCAAGUGUUGUGAGUUUCAGAAUUUUAGUGAACAUUUAUAUUUCUUGCUUAUUUAAAAGAAAGGUAUGUGUAAGUCAAAGAAAGGAGGGUCACCAGGAUGAUGUGAGCUUUGGAAGCUGUAUUAUCUGAGUAACUGAUUAUGUUACCCAUGACUGUAACUUUUUUGUAAUGUAGUUUGAUUUUUUUAACUCUAAAUUAGACUCUGAUUUGUAUGGUCACAUAAAUUCACCCCUCUAGCUCACACCUAGUUGGACUAAUAUGUAAUGUCCACAGCAGACUUUCAAGAACCAUUUAUAGUACUUAACUUUAAAGAAAUGAGGGCACUUUAAAAAUGUGAACCAGUAGGCUUAGCUAAAUUAUAUUCAUAGUUGCUGUUUAUAGAAUUGUUAUUAGUAUACCUUUUGAGUUUAUAGUCAACAUAUCAUCCUGAAAUAUUCUUUAACUUAUAACUAGCUCCCCAUUCUCCAUUUUAAAAGGAAAUCUAAGUUAAGACUACGAUUUCCAACCAACCAGUCUUAAACAUUUUUUAUAAACCUAUGCCACUAUAAAUUAUAUGACUAAAUGCUAUUAAAGACAAUUAAUUAUGAGAAAUGUGGUUUUAAAAUUUGUACCUGCUCUUAUUUAGUGUUACUACAUAAAUGGUAUGCCUCUGUGGUUUUAUUGUCCAUUUUUGUGCUAAUUAAAACCAUGCAGAUUGGAAAAAUCUCAGGCAGAUCAAAAUUGGAAAGCAAUACAGGUGUAAUAAUUAUUCUACUUGCAAUUGGGAACAUGGGAAUAAAAUACUCAUGAGAAUUUGCUCUGUUAAGUAAAACUGAAAAUGAUAAAACACCCCAAGCUUGAUUGAAGGAUUGCUCUAAGUAUGACAGAUGAAUACUAACAUUAUGUGAUGAAAUAAAUUUAUGUUAUGAAAUAAUAUCAAUUAAAUUGGAGACUGUAAAAACAGGUGGACAUUCAUAAAAUCUGGGACUUAGAAAGAAUGGAAAGAAUAAAGAGAUAAGAACUAUGAACUUUUGGAAUGGAGUAUAUAAAUUCUGAUGAAAAGAAAAAUUCAAGAUACUUUCUCCAUGCAAAAUUCACUUAAUACAAAUGAUUUCUCUUCAAAGACCCCACUAACCCUCUAUUAUUGUGUUUUCUCAAGAAAAGUAUAUGAAUUAGUUGCUUAUAUUCCUUGCUUCCUACAAACAAAUACCUCUUCUAAGUUUUUCUUCCAUUCGUAAAUACUUGAGAUCUUGGGUCCCUAGAGAUACCAAGAAUUUUCUUAACAGAAGUCUAAGAAAUGAAGUUGUCUGAACUUUAUAUAAACAAAAGAUUUUAAAAUUUACUGCUCCUGACAUGAUUCAUUUUAUUUUUAUUUUAAAACUGGGAAAACGUAUUUUCAAGGCAUAAGGAGACCACAGUUAUGGUCACACUAAAUAUUCAGAAGUUAAGUCUCUUAAUGCUUUCAGCAAACAUGAGAAGUGUUGUUCUACGCUUUAAGAAAACUGAAGGAAAAAAAUCAGAGGUUAAAAUAAAAUUUAACAUUUAUUAAUAAAAUUGAUAAUUAUAGUUCGUACUUACUAUUUGACCACAUGAUGUCGCUCUUUACCGCGAAAUUCUCUCAUUCAAGCCAAAACGAAGUCCUCCGUUUUCAUAUUAGAAAGAUUCUCCACUGUGUUUUUCUAUGCGGAUGUUGAACAAUGGAGAGCACAUCAGGAUAGUAACGAAGAGAUAAGAUUCCUCCAAAUUUUGAGAUAAGUUACGCCGAUUUGAAUAAUUUUAAAAUCCCAAUUAAUUUGAAAUGGUGUACUCGAAUCGAGGCGACCGGGGGCACCAGCAUCUACUGCUGUUUUUUAUAAUCCUCACAGCCUGGGAAAGCGGGAGCGGCCAGGUCCACUACUCAGUCCCGGAGGAGGCCAAACACGGCACCUUCGUGGGCCGCAUCGCGCAGGACUUGGGGCUGGAGCUGGCGGAGCUGGUGCCGCGCCUUUUCCGAGUGGCUUCCAAAGGCCACGGGGACCUUCUGGAGGUAAACCUGCAGAAUGGUAUUUUGUUUGUGAAUUCUCGGAUCGACCGCGAGGAGCUGUGUGGGCGGAGCGCGGAAUGCAGCAUCCACCUGGAGGUGAUCGUGGACAGGCCUCUGCAGGUUUUCCAUGUGGAAGUGGAGGUGAAGGACAUUAACGACAACCCACCCGUAUUCCCGGAGACAAAAAAGAAUCUGUUUAUAGCCGAAUCCAGGAUGCUUGACUCUAGGUUUCCACUAGAGGACGCUUCCGAUGCAGAUAUCGAGGAGAACGCUCUGUUGACUUACAGACUGAGCCCCAACGAGUUUUUCUCUCUGGACUUACCAACCAAUGGCGAACAGGAAAAACCUCUUGGUCUUGUAUUACGGAAAUCUUUAGACAGGGAAGAAUCUCCGGAACUUCAUUUAUUGCUCACAGCCACUGAUAGAGGCAAACCUGAGCUGACUGGCACUGUUCAGUUACUCAUCAAAGUGCUGGAUGCCAAUGACAACGCACCAGUUUUCGACAGAACACUCUAUGCGGUGAAAUUACCAGAAAAUGUUCCCAAUGGAACAUUAGUAAUUAAACUUAAUGCCUCAGAUUUGGAUGACGGCAUGAAUGGGGAUAUUAUUUACUCAUUCUCUAGUGACGUUUCCCCAGAUAUAAAAUCUAAAUUCUACAUGGAUGCCAUAAAUGGAGAAAUUAUAGCAAUAGGACAUAUCGAUUUUGAAGAAUGUAAAACCUACAAAAUUCGAGUAGAAGCGAUCGAUAAAGGCUAUCUACCACUAGCUGGUCACUGUACAGUUCUUGUGCAAGUUUUGGACGCUAAUGAUAAUGCUCCAGAGUUGACUGUUACUUCCCUGUCUCUCCCUAUCUCAGAGAAUGCUCAGCGGGGCACAGUCAUCACCUUGAUCAGUGUGUCUGACCGAGAUUCUGGAGCUAAUGGCCAGGUGACCUGCACACUGUCGCCCCAUGUCCCCUUCAAGCUGGUGUCCACCUUCAAGAAUUACUAUUCGCUGGUGCUGGACAGCGCCCUGGACCGCGAGAGCGUGUCGGACUAUGCUCUAGUAGUGACAGCACGGGACGGGGGCUCGCCUUCGCUGUCGGCCACGGCCAGCGUGUCCGUGGAAGUGGCCGACGUGAACGACAACGCGCCGACAUUCGCGCAGGCCGAGUACACGGUGUUCGUGAGGGAGAACAACCCUCCCGGCUGCCACAUCUUCACGGUGUCCGCGCGGGACGCGGACGCGCAGGAGAACGCGCUGGUGUCCUACUCGCUGGUGGAGCGGCGGGUGGGCGAGCGUGCGCUGUCGAGCUACGUGUCGGUGCACGCGGAGAGCGGCAAGGUGUACGCGCUGCAGCCGCUGGACCACGAGGAGCUGGAGCUGCUGCAGUUCCAAGUGAGCGCGCGCGACGCGGGCGUGCCCCCGCUGGGCAGCAACGUGACGCUGCAGGUGUUCGUGCUGGACGAGAACGACAACGCGCCCGCGCUGCUGCCGCUGCCCGGGGCGGGCGGCGCGGGCGGCGCCGUGAGCGAGCUGGUGUGGCGGUCGGUGGGCGCGGGCCACGUGGUGGCGAAGGUGCGCGCGGUGGACGCGGACUCGGGCUACAACGCGUGGCUGUCGUACGAGCUGCAGCCGGCGGCGGGUGGCGCGCGCAGCCCGUUCCGCGUGGCGCUGUACACGGGCGAGAUCAGCACGACGCGCAGCCUGGACGAGGCGGACUCGCCGCGCCAGCGCCUGCUGGUGCUGGUGAGGGACCACGGCGAGCCGGCGCUGACGGCCACGGCCACCGUGCUGCUGUCGCUGGUGGAGAGCGGCCAGGCGCCCAAGGCCUCGUCGCGGGUGUUGGCGGGCGCCGCUGGCGCGGAGACGGCGCUGGUGGAUGUCAACGUGUACCUGAUCAUCGCCAUCUGCGCGGUGUCCAGCCUGCUGGUGCUCACGCUGCUGCUGUACGUGGCGCUGCGGUGCUCGGCGCCGCCCAGCGAGGGCGCGUGCGGUCCGGGGAAGCCCACGCUGGUGUGUUCCAGCGCGGUGGGGAGCUGGUCGUACUCGCAGCAGAGGCGGCAGAGGGUGUGCUCUGGGGAGGGUCCGCCCAAGACCGACCUCAUGGCUUUCAGCCCCAGCCUUCCCCCGUGUCCUGGAUCUCUGAAUCCAACGGAAGAUCCACAAGCUUCUUUGGAGUCUUCUGGAAAGAAGAUCAGUGAACAUCUAGCAAUGUAUUUAUCUUUUGGAUCAUCAGGAAGCAUGCACACAAUGGGUUCCAGGGAGGUUAGGAUUUGAAACAGCUGAGAAGUUCAAAAUGGAGAAGUGAGAGCAUGGAAGACAUUUUAUUUUUUUGCCUAGUAACUAGCCCUCUGUGUUUCUGUGGGUAACACUCCUCAAUUCAAGCAGCAACCAUUAAAUCAAUAAUGAAACUUCCUAUGUCAGCCCCUAAAUUGUAGUUUUUAUAUAGGGUUAACUAUCUAAGUUCUGACUUAAUCUUAGACACUUUUGAGAGUGAAGGGACACUAUAAGUAAGUAUACAAGACUACAGACAUAAACAGAGUAUAUCCCAGGUAACUUGGGGUCUAUGGCCAGCCUAUCCUAUCCUAGACCUGAUAAUGCUAACUGCGUUAGCAACAUCUGGAGUCCUUAUUGAACAUUCUGGUUCCCAGACUCUACUCCACAAUUUCUGAAAUAAGUAGGACUGGCAAACUUGCUUUUCAAUAAGCACUCCAGGUGUUUCUUAUUCAGCUGAAGUUUUAGAUCUAAUAGGCUUAUGAGACACUUAGAGAAGCAAGUUCCUAUUAUUUGAGAGUAUAUAAUUUAACUACCCCUGCUUUGUAUUCAUUAUUGCAGAUUUAACUGGCACAUUUAUGCUAUUACUUGCUAUAAAAUGCACAUUAACAGGAAUGGAGUAUAGUUUAUAUUAUUACCUUGUGUUGCGAUGAUUAUUCACUAAUAAACUUAUUUUUAGAUUCCAGAAAGUAGCUCUAACUAAACAUUGAUUGGUAUCGUAGAUAGAUACAUAAGUUGUUACACUUUAAUUUGUGCUUUACAAGAAAAAUAGCCAGUAAAACCAGAAUUUGAAUGGAUUUUCACUUAGGGUCAAUCUGAAGAAGUAGAAGAUUAUAAAAACAAUUUAAUGGCACACAUGAAUCCAUGAAUUAAGUGACUCUCGUUCCUGUCACUUUUUUUGUUCAUAAGUGUUAGUCUGUUUUUCAGCUCUUAAUAGCAACUGAAAGAGUUCAAAAUUAUUGAUCUCUGUUAUAACUUACAAUAUCAUUAAAGUAAAGAAAAUAACCUUUGGAUAAGACCAAAGGUCCUAUUAUUAAGUUUUUCCUUUUUGGGGAAAAAAAGAACUUUUUCUCUUUUUUUCAGUAGUGCAGAUAUAUUAAUAGAGAAUUUCAUUUGCUAAAUACUUGAUUCUAAAAACUUUAAGAGAGAAAAUAUUU